Caenorhabditis auriculariae is the source of this 1159-nucleotide messenger RNA. The record is from the annotation of a GenBank genome assembly. Lineage: Eukaryota; Metazoa; Nematoda; Chromadorea; Rhabditida; Rhabditidae.
AUGGCCCAAGCGGUCCAUGAACAUCUGACUGACGGCGGUGUAUUCCUUGGCGUUGUUCCAAACGGUUUGCCGAAUUUCAAGCCAGAUAAGAAGGAUUCCAAGGCGAUGGGUUGGUUUUUAAUUUUUAGAGGUUCUCCUUGAUUUUUUGCGGCUCUAAUCGUUGGAAUCUAGAGAGCAUUGGUAAACAAGAGGUUGUCAGAGAAAAAGCGAUCCUCUCAUUUUUGAACGCUCUCUCGGUUUUGAAUAUUCGAACGUAGACUCCAUUUUUAGAAUGUCUGAACAAGGGAAGAACAUAGAUCUUCAGGAAUUUUUACUUAUAACUAUUACAGUAUAUCACAGUGUACAGUACAGUAUUUUCUUUCCAGAACGAUUCUCUGGGGAAUAAAAAGAGCCUAGAAACUGUAAUUCUUAGAAAAUUGCAUUUUACUUUUUUCAUAUAGAAUAUAUUCCCAAACUUGUUCCUCUAUAAGUUUUUCUUUAGGAAAUUCAAUCGAAGUUCCUGAAAACAUUGAACUUAUGGAUGAAAUGCCCCUGAAGGUUCAGUACUUUUGCCGAUGGAGGUUUAAUUUUUCUUAAUAAAAAUAAAAAUAAUUGAUUUGUUUAGAGCAAGUAGCUGAGGAAACUAUCUUCUUUUUAUUUGAACGACACCUACCGGGAGUGUCUCGAAGCUGUUGGCUUUGAAAAGGUGAAAUUCGAGCGUCAAAAAGUUAUAAAACUGUUCAUUAAUACAAGAUAUUCUAAGCUUUUUCAAUGUUAUAAUGUUUUAAUAACAUGAACCUUUUUUCAAUGAAUAAUAUUGUGUAGGAAUUUUUCGAAGGACUUUGAAUUUUGAAAAGUUGGAAUUUUCGUCAAUUUCUGGUUUUUUUUAAUGGAUCAUACGAUUUUUCUUCUCAAAUUCAUAUUAUUCGAAAAGUCGGAGAAUCUGAGAAUUUCAUAUUUUUGUGGAUUCAGUGGAAAAAAAAAUCGAAAAUCGUUGAAAUAUCUUUCUUUAUUGAAGGCGCGUGCUGGCCGAGGAUGCGCCUUUAAUAGGAUAUUUUCCUCAACUUGAGUUAAAUCUUGAUAUUUCCAUAUUCAGAUCGAAUUCCUCGACGUCACUGCGGCUGAUCACCCUUCUUAUAAUAGCAACCCUCGCGAAAUUAUUUUUAUGGCCCGGAAAUGA